This is a messenger RNA of Blepharisma stoltei, 285 nucleotides long. Lineage: Eukaryota; Ciliophora; Heterotrichea; Heterotrichida; Blepharismidae. The record is from the annotation of a GenBank genome assembly.
AUGACUUUAAGAGUCAGGAAGUUGCAGAGUUAUUAUUAUUUUUGCCUUGGGAUUUUAAUCCCAUUACUUUUAUCCUCUGUGUCUAUCUCCAUUUCUGAAACUGGCCAAAAUUUCUGCAGUAGCAAAUUUAAACAUAUUGUCAACAUUCCAUCCAGUUUUAGCUGAAGUUUCCAAAUAAAUCAUUUUGAUGAUCAUUUGCAAAUUUUUAACCUUCUUCAAAUAAAACUUUUCUUUCCUCUUCUCUAUCAAUUUUAUUUCCAACCAAGGCUGCUACGACCGUUCUAG